CGCAAACACAUAGCUUACAAUUUACAACCUCCUCACACAUAAUAACUUCGGUACCUAUUUCUUCCCUUCUCUUCUCUGUCUACACAAACCCGCUCACAUAAGUAGAAAGAAGAAGAAGAAGAAGAAAAGAAGAUGCAGAUCUUCGUGAAAACACUUACUGGAAAGACAAUCACCCUUGAGGUCGAGAGCAGUGACACCAUCGACAACGUCAAGGCCAAGAUCCAGGAUAAGGAGGGUAUCCCACCUGACCAGCAGAGGCUGAUCUUUGCGGGCAAGCAGCUGGAAGAUGGGCGCACUCUUGCCGACUACAACAUACAAAAGGAGUCGACACUUCACUUGGUUUUGAGGCUCAGGGGAGGAACCAUGAUCAAAGUGAAGACUCUAACUGGAAAAGAAAUUGAAAUUGACAUUGAACCAACUGAUACGAUUGAUCGAAUCAAGGAACGUGUUGAAGAGAAAGAGGGCAUUCCUCCUGUGCAGCAAAGGCUGAUAUAUGCGGGUAAGCAGCUCGCAGAUGACAAAACGGCGAAAGAGUACAACAUCGAAGGCGGAUCAGUGCUUCACUUGGUGCUUGCAUUGAGAGGUGGUGGUAACUAGUUACACUAGGUAGAAAUGCAAUAUUUAGAUCUUGUGAUGGAUGAUGGUCACUUCUAUUUUCUUGAUAAAUUGUGGAGUCACAAUCUGAACCUAAUUGAAAGGGAAGCACUAUAUAGUCCUAUGUGUCUCUAAAUUGUUGCUGUUUCUAUUUUUGUAAUUUUGCUGCCAUCAUUGAUGGUCAAUUUCUCUUUGAAGUUGUGUAUGCUUUUCCAGACCCAAAUUUGACCCUCUAUAAUGAAAGAUCUUUGAACCAAUAAUAAUCAAUACAACUAAUAUUGUUACUUAA
Messenger RNA from Arachis stenosperma, 883 nucleotides. RefSeq names its product ubiquitin-NEDD8-like protein RUB2. Gene Ontology annotation, molecular function: ubiquitin protein ligase binding; protein tag activity. The record is from RefSeq and is a predicted model, not a curated record. Gene Ontology annotation, cellular component: nucleus; cytoplasm. Gene Ontology annotation, biological process: modification-dependent protein catabolic process; protein ubiquitination. Bases 133 to 597 code for a protein of 154 amino acids. NCBI's taxonomy places the organism in Eukaryota, Viridiplantae, Streptophyta, Magnoliopsida, Fabales, Fabaceae. The transcript has 3 exons.